AUGACGAUAGAGAAGAGAGAGAGAGAUGUCUGUGAUACAGCGCCGUGGAGGAUGAUAGUCUGUCUUGGUCUCGCACAGCCUCUUCCACGGCAACACUACUAUACAACCAAGGAGAAGAGCAAGAUACACGAAAUACACGGUAUGUACGGGCAAGAAACGAGGGGCGGAGCAACUUCCGGAGUUCUCGGAGCUUUCGGAGCCGACCAGCUCGUGUUUAUCCCCCUUUUUACGAUGGCUUGUGUUGCUGACUCAUCGCUUCCGACUUAUUUUCGUUCAAAGGAUCUUGAUAUCAAGGACGAGGCUGAAGAAGAUGCGGUGGAAGAAGCAGGAUAG
Messenger RNA from Microsporum canis CBS 113480, 333 nucleotides. RefSeq lists its product as uncharacterized. NCBI's taxonomy places the organism in Eukaryota, Fungi, Ascomycota, Eurotiomycetes, Onygenales, Arthrodermataceae. The transcript has a single exon. The coding region runs from base 1 to 333 and encodes 110 amino acids. The record is from RefSeq and is a predicted model, not a curated record.